AUGAGUAACUUCAGUAGCAACAAGGACAACUCUGAAGAGAGAUAUAAAUAGAAAAAACAUAAUUUUCAUGAUCGUAGAUUCAAUAAUAACGAUAUUAGUUAAAAAAAAUCUAAACAAAUAGAUUAUGAUGAAGAAUUCAAUAAGGAUUAAAAUGUCUAGAAAUAGAUUUACUAUAAAUCUUCAGGACUUACUAAUUUUAUGAUUCUAGACGAGAUAAAGAAGGAUGUUCGCUUUCCUACAAAUAAAAUAAAUGUAGAGUUCAGAAAUAUUUAUCUAAAUAGCAUUAUGCGCUAGUUUUUUGCCUCCGAUUUAGAAUAAAAAUCUCCUACUAUGCAAGACUUCGCUUUUAAUUUUCAAAACAUGUUUUUCACCAAAUUGCUGUAUAGUGGAAUGUUUAAGAACGUUUAUUGUGGCUACGAUCUAGACCAUUUUGGUGUGCUCAACCUCAGAUUUAAUACUGAUAUUCAAGAUUCAUAUAGACUUAGGAUAGUUAGAACUUAGAGAUCUAAAAAUCAUAGAUUCGUUUCAUUAGGAGGAGAUGCUGAGCUAAAUGGUGUAUUUGGUUUUUGUGAGAAAAUUUCUUAUAACGCAGAUGUGGCUCUCUUUUUUGAUAAUUAAUUCAGACACUUUUCAAAAUAUGAAAUUUCUUUGCCUUUUAUUGGCGAUUUAGGUGCUUUAAGAGCAAACACUAGUGUGAUGAAAAGAAAGGUUGAUGAUAGCUUGCAAUAUAAAAGGAGAAGAAGAAAAUUUAUUUUUUAUCCUAACGAGUGGUAAAAUACUUGUUUUAGUUACAGCCAUAAUUCCCUCACAUAUUCAGUCUUUGAGCCAUUUAACAAUGAAACUUAAAGGCUUUACUUCUUAAGCAUGGAUUAUGGUAUCAACAAGCUUUUUAGAAACAAGUAUGCAAGAUCAUUUUUCAACUAAAUUAAUGAUGCAGCUUUCUUACAUAACAAACUACUUUAGAAAGAAUAUCAAUCAUAGCAUGAAGUUAAAAUUAAUUACUAAAUACCUGAGCAACGUUUUUAAAUAAGGCCUGGUACCAUGCUGAAAUAUUCAUAUUUUCUGCAUAACAAAUUAUUCAUAGGCAACAAUUUAGGCUUUAAAUCAUCUUUUAAAUCGAAAAUUACCUAUUUUGCAAAGAAAAAAUUUUUACUCACCUCAUAAAUUGAAACUGGAAUGUUAACUUCUUUUGAGUUGGAGGAUAGUUUAUAAAGCAGGACCUCUCUGGAAGGAGGAAGUAGUGGAGAAACAGCUAAUUUACACUCAACUUUAGAAUAAAGUUUAGGCUUUCCAGCUAUUAAUUACGAUUGUAAUAGCUUUUAUCUUUAAAAUGUACCAGGCUAUUAUUAAGCGUAUAGAGAUAAUAAGAACAUGAACUUCUAUUUUGCUAUAAAAAACAAACUCUAUUUAAGAAAAUUUAACUUCUUUGGAUUUAAGCCUUUCAUGCAUGCAAAUUUUUAUUAUGCAAAUUAACCUUCAAUACCAAUAAUAAACUGUGGGCUAGGUUUCACACGCCACUUUAAUUUAAUUGAUUCUAAAAUUGAUUUCCUCAUCAAUUCACCCAAUUUAUUAAAUUUAAAUUAGCAAGAUGAUAAAGAAUUUAGUAAAUUUUAAAUAAUAUUAAAUCCUUGA
This is a messenger RNA of Tetrahymena thermophila SB210, 1632 nucleotides long. RefSeq lists its product as hypothetical. NCBI's taxonomy places the organism in Eukaryota, Ciliophora, Oligohymenophorea, Hymenostomatida, Tetrahymenidae. The transcript has a single exon. The record is from RefSeq and is a predicted model, not a curated record.